This is a messenger RNA of Populus trichocarpa (black cottonwood), 533 nucleotides long. RefSeq lists its product as uncharacterized. The transcript has 2 exons. The coding region runs from base 123 to 425 and encodes 100 amino acids. NCBI's taxonomy places the organism in Eukaryota, Viridiplantae, Streptophyta, Magnoliopsida, Malpighiales, Salicaceae. The record is from RefSeq and is a predicted model, not a curated record.
UCUACUUCAACCAGAAACCAGUAAUCCUUAUAAAGAGAACAGAGCUAUCUUCUUUUCUAGACCAAAUUUUAAGCCAUUGAAGGCCAUUCUGAAUUCUCCUUCACAAACCAAAGCAGCUGAUAAUGCUAAAGAUAAUGAGGAUGCCUCCACUCUUCGCCAAUUCACCAAGGUCACGUGCUGCGCAGGCAAGUCACAGGGUCAGUAAAGUUGCUCGUAUCAUGUUGGCUGCAAAGCCUAUGGAGAAUGAGGUGGGAGCACAAGUCUUGCACUGUCAUGGCGCUCCUGGAUGGAUGGAUGUUAAGAAGACACAAGAGUUGGCUAAAGGUGCAUCAUUCUCUUUAUGUGAAGUGCUUGGAAAAAAAAACUCUGCUGUCUGCACCAUUUGUAUUUCUUUCGAAGUUUCCGUUGCAAGAAAUCUCAGAUAGCUUCUAGGAACUGUGGCGGCUUGCAAUAAUAUAUACUGUUUGUCAACUGCUAUUAAAAAAAAGCAAAUUUUCAUGUGCUUAGAAUUGCAAUUUGCUACGAAUUUCUUA